UUCGCCUGCGUUUCACGUGUGUAGACUGGAUGAUGGCGGGCGCUGGGGAAGACUCUCGAGCGCUCUUUAGAGCUGGGGUUAGGGUGGCGCUAGAGGCCUGGCCCGCAUUGCAGAUCGCUGUGGAUAAUGGUUUCGGGGGCGUGCACAGCCAGGAGAAGGCCGAGUGGUUGGGGAGUGCCGUAGAGGAUUACUUCAUCCACAAUGCUGACUUGGAGCUAGAUGAGGUAGAAGACUUCCUUGGGGAGUUGAUGACCAAUGAAUUUGAUACCGUUGUGGAGGAUGGGAGUCUGCCCCAGGUGAGCCAGCAGCUACAGACCAUGUUCCACCACUUCCAGAGGGGUGAUGGGGCUGCUUUGAAGGAGAUGGCCUCCUACAUCACCCAAAGAAAGUAUAAAGUCACAGUCACUGCACUUAAGACAGCCAGAGAAACUGAUGAGGAUGAAGAUGGUGCAGACAGUGUGGAAGAGAUGGAGGUCACGACUACGAAUGAAGCAGCCGCUGUACAGCCUGAAACUUCUGAUUCAAACUCUCAGACUAUUAAGGAAGAGGAUAUAGUAGAAGAUGGCUGGACCAUUGUCCGGAGAAAGAAAUGAGUGGGGCCAGAAAUGUUUUGGGCCCUUGUUGACUGGCAUUCUAA
Molecule: messenger RNA, 637 nt
Organism: Octodon degus (degu)
Lineage: Eukaryota; Metazoa; Chordata; Mammalia; Rodentia; Octodontidae
Gene: Tsr2
Product: TSR2, ribosome maturation factor
Exons: 5
Coding region: 30-593 (187 amino acids)
Biological process (GO): maturation of SSU-rRNA from tricistronic rRNA transcript (SSU-rRNA, 5.8S rRNA, LSU-rRNA)
Cellular component (GO): nucleus
Source: RefSeq, a predicted model, not a curated record